Messenger RNA from Candidula unifasciata, 875 nucleotides. Lineage: Eukaryota; Metazoa; Mollusca; Gastropoda; Stylommatophora; Geomitridae. The record is from the annotation of a GenBank genome assembly.
AUGUUGAAAGUUGGCAUCUGCACUGCUCUAAAUCAGGACACUGUUAGAAAAUUAAACAACGCUGGGGUCGUGUCUGCGCUCGACUUUUUACUGAGGGAUCCUGAAAAAUUGGCUCAAGAGUUACAUAUAGCAUAUAAGGAUACAUGCUCUAUUCGCCGGGUACUGCUAGCAGAACACUCAGCCUACCCUGUGUCUGCAGCCACUUUGUAUCAGACGGCUCUGUCAUCACUGACCAUCUUGUCCACCGGCAGUGAGAGCCUGGAUCAGCUUCUAGACGGUGGCUUGUAUACAGGGGAGCUCACUCAGAUUGCUGGAGACAGCAGCGCAGGAAAAACACAAAUAUGCAUGCGCUGUGCUGCCACAGUUGUGGGCACUGAUGGACAGUCAGUCGUCUACAUGGACACAAGCUCUGGCUUCAGUGUUGAGUGCUUUGUGGCUCUGCUGUCAGAAGAUUUGACCCAAUUUCCUGCGAGGGCUCAGACAUGGCUACAGUCUCGUCUCAAACAUGUCAGCUACGUUCAAACAUUUGAUGUUUUUGAGCUGUUUGCUGCACUGGACACGCUGGAGACAGACUUAACGAAACAGAUGCUGUCAGGUUGUCAGACAGUGAAACUGGUCAUCAUUGACAAUAUUGCCUCAGUGAUACAGCCAAUCAUGGGGGGACGAUCUGGCCACAGAGAAGGCUUCCUCUCACAGAUUGGGCUCAAGCUGAAACAGAUGGCAAUUCAUUUUUCCCUGGCAGUUUUGGUGAGAUAUGGGACUGUUCGACCAGCAGAAUCAGCUUCAUCAUCAUCAUCUACAACUCCAACAGCAGUGGUAUCACAAGAGAAGGGUUUGAGGGAAGUGUGUUUAAUCAAGAGCAACAGACAGGUAAG